Messenger RNA from Cheilinus undulatus (humphead wrasse), 1115 nucleotides. RefSeq names its product lysophosphatidic acid receptor 6-like. The record is from RefSeq and is a predicted model, not a curated record. Gene Ontology annotation, cellular component: membrane. The coding region runs from base 11 to 853 and encodes 280 amino acids. Lineage: Eukaryota; Metazoa; Chordata; Actinopteri; Labriformes; Labridae. Gene Ontology annotation, molecular function: lysophosphatidic acid receptor activity. Gene Ontology annotation, biological process: positive regulation of Rho protein signal transduction; phospholipase C-activating G protein-coupled receptor signaling pathway. The transcript has a single exon.
GUGUCGAGACAUGAACACCACACUGGAAGAGGGACCAGAGCCGGCUUAUGCUGCAAUCUUUGGCUGUAUUUUGGCUGUGGGUCUGCCUCUCAAUGCUGUGUCACUGUGGAUUCUGCUGAGACACCACAGUCUCAAAUCCCCCAGUGCUGUCUACAUGGUCAACCUGGCAAUCUCAGACCUGCUGCUUGCUAUAUCUUUACCCUUGAGAGUCUACUUUUACGCCACCGGAACCUGGCCACUGAGCGUUUUGGCCUGCCACUCCGUUUCGAUGCUGUUUCGGAACAACAUACGCUCCAGCGCUUUAUUCAUCACCAUCAUCAGCGUGGACCGUCUGCUGGCUGUGGUUUAUCCUCUGAGAUCACGGCACCGUCGGACCUCGUCUAACGCCUGGAAAGCUGCAGCGCUCAUUUGGCUGUUUGUGAUUGUGACGAAUGUUCCGGAGAGUGUUAAAUACUUCAUCUAUUUAAACAAUACAAAUCAAUCUUCCUGUUUCAAAAAUGAUGGAAAUUCUAAAUCAAUAAUGAUUUAUCUUCAGCCGGUGCUUGUGUUCAGCAUGCUGGCAGUCAACAUUGUGUGCACUGCUCUGGUGUCCUGGACUCUAAACAGACACCUGAAUGACUCUACAAGGAUCAACAACAAGGUUUAUGUCAUGCUGAUAUUUGUUAUGAGCCUGGUCAUGUUCAUCGUAUGUUUCUUACCUCUGUAUGGGGGUUUACUUGUAAAAACAACAAGUGAAGAGAUAAAACCUUUAGUAUGUCUCGCUAGUGUGAACUGCUGCCUGGAUCCUCUGCUGUAUUACUUUUCCUUUGAUGCUUUCUGGAAGAAAAAAGACAAUGCAGAUCUUCCUGGAUAACAGAAGUCAAAGGACAUAUUAGAUUUAUGUGUUGGCAUCAUGUCUGUAAUGUAACAAUGAAUUUUUGCAGUUAUGUGUGAUGCUCAUUUAGAUCACAAACCUAUCCUCUCAUAAAUGUCCUUAAAUGUAAAGAUUUAACAUGAGGCCAGGCAAAUAUGUUCCUAUUAAAAGCUGCAUAAAUGUUCUCAAGUACAUUCUACAUAUGCUGUGUGAUUUACUGUUUUUAAUUGUAUAUUGCUUGUCUUUUUGUUACAAAAUACUG